This is a messenger RNA of Salarias fasciatus (jewelled blenny), 1373 nucleotides long. Its product is annotated as bile acid-CoA:amino acid N-acyltransferase-like. The transcript has 11 exons. The record is from RefSeq and is a predicted model, not a curated record. Gene Ontology annotation, molecular function: fatty acyl-CoA hydrolase activity. Lineage: Eukaryota; Metazoa; Chordata; Actinopteri; Blenniiformes; Blenniidae. Gene Ontology annotation, biological process: acyl-CoA metabolic process; fatty acid metabolic process. Bases 1 to 1347 code for a protein of 448 amino acids.
AUGAUAUCUCUUCUCAUGGUACGAGGAAACCUGGGGAGAUUCCAGCAUGCUGUGGGUGCAGUUCGUUGGCAGAGCAGCAGGAAACAAGCUCCCGUGUUGACAGCAGCUCCUGUUCGUGCUCUCAUUGAUGAGCAGAUCAGCAUAAAGGGCCGUUUUCUGCCUCCACACAGUCCUGUCACAGUGUGUGCACGGAUGCACUGUGAAGAUGGUGACCUGUGGGAGGCGUUUGCACAUUACAACACGAAUGCAGGAGGCGCUGUCAACUUGACUACUGAUCAUUCAUUGGGGGGUUCCUACCUUGGCUGUGAGCCGAUGGGACUCUUCUGGGGACUGCAGCCAGCUCCUGGAGGAAGACAAGGUUCAAGACUGAGGAAAAAAGAUGUGGAGACUCCAUACCAGGUCCACAUCUCCCUCAUGGAAGGCCAUGUUUCUCCCAGUGACGGAAAGAGCUCUGAACUGGCAGUUGUUACUACUGAGCGCUGGUACAUGGCGCCAGGAGUCAGGAGAAUAGAGAUCCGUCAGAACGGGGUCAUUGGCACUUUAUUUUUACCCCCUGGCCCAGGUCCAUUUCCAGGCUUGUUGGAUAUGUGGGGAAUGGGAGGAGGACUUCUGGAGUAUCGUGCCGCCCUGUUUGCAUCUCGGGGAUAUGCUUGUCUUACUCUUUCCUACAAAGGACACAAAGACUUGCCUGGACCUCCAGACCAAUUCAACGUUGGUGAUUCCUAUUUCAGGUCAGCGUUCCAGCUGCUUCAAGAUCGUGACGAGGUCGAUGCAGACAGAAUCGGGAUCAUUGGUAUCUCAUAUGGAGGAUAUCUCUCUCUCCGUAUUGCCACUCAAUGUGGUGUGAACCCAUCAUGUGUUGUUUUCAUCAACGGAACAGUCGCAAGUCCAUUCCCGUUUCCUGAGGAGGACGGCUUCAGUAAACUCGGAUACAGUGGUGACCAAACUUGUCACUUUAAUGAUCAGGGUCAAGUCGUAUUCAGAGAGUCUACCUUUCCUGCUCAUGUUGUACCUGAACACAGAGUGAAGUUAGAAAACCUCGCCUGUCCACUGAUGGUCAUAGUGGGAGAAGAUGAUCUGGGCACCGCAAGCUGUGAGAACGCAGACAUGAUCGAGGAAAUCCUGAAGUCUGCAGGAAAAUCUCACCUGCUUUCCCGGUUCUCUUACCCUGAUGCUGGUCACUUGAUCGAGCCUCCUUAUGCACCACAUACAAGAGCAUCCUAUUUUAGCAUCAAACCACAGAAAGUGAUGAUUCUGUGGGGAGGUCAACCAGCAGGUCACGCUGCUGCUCAGGAAGAUUCAUGGAAAAAGAUGUUGGAUUUUUUGGAAACCAAUCUGAGAAGGUGAUUGUUUAAAUGUCAUCAAGAAAGCAA